AUGGCCUCCAUGCAAAAAGUCUUCGCCGGCUAUGCCGCACGCCAGGCUGUUCUUGAGGCGAGCAGCAACCCCUACGCAAAGGGCAUCGCCUGGAUAGAAGGCGAAUACGUCCCGCUCGCCGAGGCCCGCAUCCCACUCCUCGACCAAGGCUUCAUGCACAGCGACCUGACCUACGAUGUGCCAUCCGUUUGGGACGGGCGAUUCUUCCGCCUCGACGACCAUCUCACCCGACUCGAAGUUAGCUGCGAAAAGCUGCGCCUGAAGGUACCUCUGCCCCGCGAAGAGGUCAAGCGGGUCCUGGUCGAUAUGGUCGCCAAGAGCGGCAUCCGCGAUGCUUUCGUGGAGCUGAUCGUGACCCGGGGUCUGAAGGGCGUGCGCGGUACCAAGCCCGAGGAUAUCGUGAACAGUCUCUAUAUGUUUAUUCAGCCCUACGUUUGGGUCAUGGAGCCCGAGGUGCAGCCCACAGGUGGCAGCGCUAUUAUCGCCCGGACGGUGCGACGCGUGCCUCCCGGCGCUAUCGAUCCUACGAUUAAGAACUUGCAGUGGGGAGACCUGGUCCGGGGCAUGUUUGAGGCGUCGGAUCGGGGUGCUACGUAUCCGUUUUUGACGGACGGCGAUGCUCAUCUGACGGAGGGGUCGGGGUUCAAUAUCGUCCUGGUCAAGAAUGGCGUCUUGUAUACCCCGGACCGUGGUGUCUUGCAGGGAAUUACGCGCAAGAGUGUGUUUGAUGCUGCGCGAGCCUGUGGAAUUGACGUGCGUUGCGAAUUUGUGCCUGUGGAGCUGGCCUACAAUGCCGAUGAGAUCUUUAUGUCCACUACCGCUGGGGGUAUUAUGCCCAUCACCUCUCUGGAUGGGAAACCGGUCAAUGGAGGCCAGGUUGGUCCAAUUACCAAGGCUAUUUGGGAUACGUAUUGGGCCAUGCACUAUGACCCGGCCUACAGCUUUCAAAUUGACUAUGAUGAUGCUCAGAAGUCUGGUGUGAACGGAUUUGGGAAGCUGUGA
Messenger RNA from Aspergillus pseudonomiae, 1002 nucleotides. RefSeq names its product aminotransferase class IV. Gene Ontology annotation, biological process: carboxylic acid metabolic process. Gene Ontology annotation, molecular function: catalytic activity. The transcript has a single exon. The record is from RefSeq and is a predicted model, not a curated record. The coding region runs from base 1 to 1002 and encodes 333 amino acids. NCBI's taxonomy places the organism in Eukaryota, Fungi, Ascomycota, Eurotiomycetes, Eurotiales, Aspergillaceae.